UAUGCUUCUAGCUUGUGCAUACAAAAUUGUAUUUUUCCUGCCAAAUGUUAAAGACUGAGUGUCAUCUUAAUUGUCUGAUGUAACUACUGUGUCAAAUGUUAGAUGGUUGGCACGUGCAAGUUCUUUGAACACUGCAUUUAAACCUUUUAGUUGAUCAUUACUUUCUCUCAAGCUUAGUAUCUAUUCGGCUUUAUUAAUCAUAAUUUACUAGUUUCUAUUAGGGGGUUGUCAAUUGACGUGAUCAAGAUUCCAUAUUUUUGAAAGAAAAGCGAAAAAGAAAAAUUGACAACAACUGUUCGUGAUAUUUAUGUUGCAGAAGUGUUCAAAAUGUACACCUAGAGAAGUUCAAACCUACUAACAUUUGUUGGCCUACUGUCUAUUUAGUCCUAUCUAUCAAAUUAUUCAUUACUCUCUUCCUGCUCCCUUAUUUAUGAUUAUUAUAAUUUUAAUUGUCAUGUUAGACCAAUAGAAUAACCCUUCCCUGACACUUGGAAAGUGAAAAUCUGAAAUUGUUUUCCAGAAUGGUCCUUGAGAUGAAGAUUUCAUGAAUGAACUACUCUUUGCUCAGAGAUUUGUCAACAAGAAAUGAGGUUUGGAAAGGAAGCUGCAAUUGCCUUCCUCAUUAGCUUGGUCUGGAUACAGCAAAUUGCUGGCGAUGAAGGACGAAAUGCAUCAGUAACAAGUAAAUGGACCUGCAGCUGUCUCGCCAACCAGAGUUCUGUUGUUCCUGAAAACUGUUCAUCAUCCUGUGAUUGCACUCUUGCAGACAAAUCAAGCAAGAACAGAUGGAUAUGCAUAUGUGCAGCUGAUGGUUUACCUAGAGUGGCUGCUGCUAAUAGUUAUAGCAGCUGUUUUACAGCCUGUGAUUGCCAUUAUGGAACUCAACUUGAAAAGCAGUCACCAAAGAAGAGGAUAUCGAGCAAGGUCAUUUUGGUCAUUCUCGUACUAUGUGCAACCGUCAUUAUGCUUGGAUUUAUUGUUUUGAUGCUGUGCUAUGUCUAUAGAAAGGAUAAAUAUUCUAUUCAACGACCUCUAUUUUCAUCAGACAAAGAAACAAGUUACAACAGUGCUACCAACUUAAUACUAAGCCAAGGAACUUCAAUUGCAGAACAUGGACAAUACAUUGGUUCCUCCAACUGUGUUACAGGUUGUGUUCCCAAAGCAUCUAUUCUGUUCAAAAGAAAGUCCGGAGUAUUUUAUGGGACGAUUAUUCAAUUUUCUUAUGCUGACUUAGAGACCGCAACAAAUAAGUUCUCUGAUUCCAAUUUGAUCGGGGUGGGAGGAAGCAGCCAUGUGUACCGUGGUUAUCUCAGAACUGGAAGAACUGUUGCAAUUAAGCGAAUAAAAACUCAGGCAGGACAGGACACUGACUCUGCUUUCUUGACGGAGAUAGAACUCAUAUCAAGACUUCAUCAUUGUCAUGUGGUUCCAUUGCUUGGAUACUGCUCUGAACACCAUGGGAAACAUGCUGAGAGGCUACUUAUUUUCGAGUUCAUGGCAAAUGGCAAUCUGAGAGAUUGUCUGGAUGGAGCAUCAGGGAGACACCUCAAUUGGAGUACACGGGUCGCUGUUGCUUUUGGAGCUGCACGUGGCUUGGAGUAUCUCCAUGAAGCAGCUGCACCAAGAAUUUUACACCGAGAUGUUAAAUCCACUAAUGUUCUAUUGGAUGAGAACUAUAGAGCAAAGAUUACUGAUCUUGGCAUGGCAAAACACCUUCAAAAUGAUGGUAUUCCUAGCGGUUCCAGUUCUCCUGCUCGGAUGCAGGGCACAUUUGGCUAUUUUGCACCUGAAUAUGCAAUAGUUGGAAGAGCUUCUUUGAAGUCAGAUGUUUUCAGUUUUGGGGUUGUGCUCCUUGAACUGAUAACUGGACGAAAACCAAUACAUAAGUCAGCUAAUAAAGCAGAAGAGAGCCUCGUGAUAUGGGCAACCCCUCGUCUGCUAGACAGUAGGCGUGUGGUCUUAGAGUUGCCAGACCCAAAUUUGAAAGGAGAAUUUGAAGAAGAGGAGAUGCAGGUAAUGGCUUACUUGGCUAAGGAGUGUCUUCUAUUGGACCCAGAUUCUCGGCCAACGAUGAGUGAGGUUGUUCAAAUUUUGUCAACUAUUGCCCCAGAAACAUCUAAAAGGAAACACUUCUCGAGAGAUGAGUUCAAGGGCUCGUUUAGUUAUGAUGGCAAGAGUACUUAUGGAGAAAGUCCCGGCUUUGUUGAAGCUGAGGAGAUCAAGCAGAUCACGUCUGAGAAUCGCUCAGCUCACUAUUUGUUGUCGCCACAUUGUGAGUUCAAUCAUUGUGGUGAAACUAGUGAUCAGAAAGAGCAUGUUAUUCCUGCUGCAUAUGUAGAGAAACUACUUCGCCAGAGCUCAAAUUCCCGAAGUUGGAGCUUGCAAGAUGAUGAAGCAGUGGAUUUAACUGAACCGCGGUUUGAGAAAUUUCAUAUGCCAACUGUUAGAUCCCCAGGAAACAACGUAGGUGUUGUAGGAAAAUAGCAGCUUUCUCUUAGCUUUGGUUGUUUGAGGACAGUACAUAUGAAGAAAUACUGAGGGAGUCAUGGUUUCCUCAUCUUUUCGCGUCUUAGCAUUCGAGAAUCACAGGUUGGUUAAAAGAUUACACAUAUAAGGCAGCUGAUUUCAUUUUUUUCUAUUGAUGUAAGGCAAAUUUACAAGAAAUUUUCUAGUCGUAUUUCUUUUGUAAAUUAUCCUAGUUAGAUAUGCAAUUCUAGAAAAAAGGAUAUAAAUUUACACAUGUUACUGUCAGAAAUUGGAAAUUGUAAGACUUUUGAACUCUUCCUACUGCAGUUGAUCCAUCAAUGUUGAACUGUCAAGUAGAGUAA
Nicotiana tabacum (common tobacco) is the source of this 2828-nucleotide messenger RNA. Its product is annotated as receptor-like serine/threonine-protein kinase NCRK. Gene Ontology annotation, biological process: protein phosphorylation. NCBI's taxonomy places the organism in Eukaryota, Viridiplantae, Streptophyta, Magnoliopsida, Solanales, Solanaceae. Gene Ontology annotation, molecular function: protein kinase activity; ATP binding. The record is from RefSeq and is a predicted model, not a curated record.